AUGGGGAGAUCGUCGCCUCCAUUCCUUUACGAUCGUCCGUCCACCUACAGCUUCUAUGGCCCCACUGAUCGCGGCUUUAACCCCAAGGCCGCGACACAGGCGAGCUGGAUUCGUGAACAGCCCAAGCCCAAGCAACGAGGCCCAUUGGUAAAUGUCAAUCGCCACCCUGACUCGUGGGGUAGCUUCGAUCAGUCGAAAUGGACGCCAAUAACGCCAAUGAGCCCCAAGAUUAAGGAUUGGGUUAAGUAUGCACGGUCAACCCAGUUUGGCCUGCGAAUAGUUACCUUGCUGAGUGCGCUUGCCUCUUUGUUCUGUUCCAUCGUCAUACAAGGAGUUGCCUCGACAGUUAUAUGGAUCAUCCGAGCCGGUCCUAUUGUGGCAGUUCUUCACACAAUCUACGGCAUCUAUCAUCUUUCACGCUCUGCUGUUACCCGGCCACCCGCCUCCCAAGCUGGCUACGGGCUUUUUGCCUCGACCCUGGAUGCCGGACUGAUCCCGUUCUAUGUGUUUACAACGUUUAUGGCACACGGUCAGUACGCAACUGACGCAUAUCACUGGGGUACAUUAUUCAACAACAGCAAUGUGACGGUUCAGGUCGCCAAAGCCACCUUCAUUUGCGCUAUCGUUAACGCAGGAUUGCAUCUGGUCUCAUUCUCCUUAUCUAUAUUCCUCGCAGUCAUUUUCCGAAGGAUCUCUCACAUGCCACCGGAUAUGAAUCCCCUGGAGGACAACCUGACUGCGCGUCCUCUCAGAAAUCGCAGACGAAUCGAGGCUCAUGAGAAGAACCUCAGCGGAUCCACACUCAAUUCCCAUUUGGAGGACCCGCUCAUGGAGCAACCUCGCAUGGUACCAUUUAUGCAUACACGUGGGCAGUCUAUGGAAGGUGAUUCCAACCAUGGAUCUGUGGAUAUCAAUGAGAAGCGGCAGUCUCAAGCAUCUUUUCAGCCGCACCGGCUGUCUCACAUGGAGCCACCAAGCCCUGAAAUGCUAUUCCACCAACCGGCCAGCCAGCCAUACGAUCUCACCUCCCAAGUUCCAGCAUCGGGAAUUGGUAAUGUGGCUAUGCGUUCACCCGAGGUAAUCGAUCCCAGCACACACACGCACCAUUUGACCUCGCGGGUUGCCGAUCGAUCCGACUCUGUGAGCCCACUUUCCGAUAAUUGGAUUGCAUAUUCCGACCGCUCGCCCUCGCCAGUGAGCGACGUACACAACGAAGACGAUGUGCACAAUGGAGACACUCCCGAUAUUCGCCAGUCAUCUUCAGUCUACAGUCGGCGCACCAACGUGACAGCGACGUCCACCGGCAGUGGCAUCCGAGACUGGUUUGCCUACGGUACAAAGCCCGCACCGAGUAUCGGAAGUGUGAUCCAAGAAGAUACGCGAGGCGAAUAUGCAUCACUCGACACACACGAAUACUAUGCCAACGAGGAUAACGAGCGGGAGCAGGAUUUGGGUGACCGGCGCCUCAAUAUCUUCCCCGACCCCGAAGAACACGAUGACACCGAUGACAAGCCUGCCGACUCUCUGCCUUUCAACCCACUCAUGCUUAAUCCUCCUACUCCACAGCCUGUUCUUACUGAGAAACCCGAAAAUACUGACCCCGUCCGCCGCAUCGCCUUGAGCGACAACCCUAACCUAUCCCAAAAUCAAAAAGCAUAUGUGUCUGUUCCCCACGACUCUUCUGAUUCCUCGCCGACGAGAACUCGUUUCUAUGGGGAUUUGGAAGUGGACGGCAAGCCCAGCCUGGACACCUCGCGUCAAGUGAGCGACCAGGGCAAAAAUAACCACAAACCAUCCAAGCUCUCGAAAAAGCACAGCAAGAAAAUAUCUGCGUACCAGUCUCUCAAAAAGUACGACAGCGAUGGCGAGGACGCCCACCUGUCCCCUAGAAUUCCCUCCUCCCCGGCCAUGGCCGAGGGUGACCGCAAAGGCCGUGUCGUUAGCAACUCCGGUGCAGACACUCCUCGCUCUGGUCUUGGAGCGGGCGUCGGUGCCUCCCUGUCUUCGUACGGGAGCUACAUUGCCGGCCUAGGUGUCGGGCGUCGUCGCGAUGUCAGCGGCAAGGUCGCUGAAGAGGGACGCGGUGGCAAUGCUGUCGAGGAGCGUCCUAGUCAACCCCAGACUCAGACCCAGAGUCCGAGCUCGAGUCCGACUCGAGCGGCCGGCUGGGCGCGUUUCGCGGGGCUGUGA
Messenger RNA from Penicillium alfredii, 2190 nucleotides. RefSeq lists its product as uncharacterized. The transcript has 3 exons. The record is from RefSeq and is a predicted model, not a curated record. The coding region runs from base 1 to 2190 and encodes 729 amino acids. Lineage: Eukaryota; Fungi; Ascomycota; Eurotiomycetes; Eurotiales; Aspergillaceae.